Varroa destructor (honeybee mite) is the source of this 7175-nucleotide messenger RNA. RefSeq names its product cadherin 88C (gene Cad88C). The record is from RefSeq and is a predicted model, not a curated record. Gene Ontology annotation, biological process: homophilic cell-cell adhesion. Lineage: Eukaryota; Metazoa; Arthropoda; Arachnida; Mesostigmata; Varroidae. Gene Ontology annotation, cellular component: plasma membrane; cell-cell junction. Gene Ontology annotation, molecular function: calcium ion binding.
GAAGUAAGGCAAGCGUAGCAUUUUUGCCCGCAUAAAGAUACAGAAACAGUGCUGGUGCCUAAUAGUGAUCGGAAUUGUGGUAUGGAAUUGAAAUUGUGUCCAAUGUGUGCCUGUGCGAAUUAGUGUGCAUAUGUAUAUAACAUAUAAAAAUACUCGUAUAUGUACCGAAAGGAACCAACAGGUCAAGCAAAUCCUGUGAAAUAAGGAUACGAUAUUAUUAGCGAGCGCUUUGGAUUUAACAUACUACAGAUUCCAACAAUAGAUUAGCUUCAGGAGUCAUUUGCUUUCUGGGAAUUUUUCGUUAUUCAACUAAAGAUGUUGAAGUGCUGUGAAUAAGCAAUGUUCUUAAAUGCUCCGUCUACAAUGUCGAGAUAAAAGGAUCGAAGUAGCUACUGGAGUGACCAGAAGAGACCCAUGAGGCGUUUCCUUCCUCAAGCAGCGAAAGGCAGCAUCCUCCAGGAUGUGUGACGACAGCUCGUUAGGCAGUUCCCGACGGAGUUGGAAACGUUAUAGCAUUUUUGGCAAUGGAAUCAAAAGUAGAACACAGUAUCGAGAUGCAAUUGUGUCUAUCUGUCGACGCCGUUCAUCUGCGCCCUUUCACCCAUCAUCAUGGCUUUUCUUGUUAACUCUCUUCACGACGAUCCUGACGACGACUGUAUCAGGCUUCAAAAACAAUCUGCCUAAAUUUUCCGUUGGAGGUGUCAGUGAGCUGGUGGUCACAGUCAAAGAGGGGUCCGAAAGUUUAGGGAAGGUGUUAUAUCGUUUACGAGGGGAAGACGUUGAUGGUGACACGUUGACCUUUGGGGCCCUAGGUCCUGAUGGAAACGAACUACUUCGAUUUGAGCGAAAAUCGAAAACGGAAUCAGAAGUGUAUCUUAAAAAAGAGCUCGAUAGAGAGGUUCGCGACUCGUACACGAUAGUGCUUACCCUCACUGACGGAAGACUUGCGGAUGGACAAUUUAUUCACCAAACGCUUGUGAUCAUCGUUGAUGACGUAAACGAUAAUGAACCAAUCUUCAAAGCCUAUCGGACUUCGCACGUCAUGGCCGAAGGAGCGCCUCCGCAACUCGUAGACACCCUCGAGGCCACUGACCAAGAUCAAGGUCCUUUUGGACAGGUCGUUUACCAGCUACAGAAUACCGAUGCGGAGACCCUAUCGGCAUUCAAACUCCAGCAGAAAGGCACUCAAGCCCGAAUUUCACUGGUCGGUCAGCUUGAUUACGAGAGAAAAUUCGUUUAUGAACUACGCGUGCUUGCAAUUGAUCGCGCUCGGCAAGGUCCUCGACAUACUGCAACAGCAGUGGUAAUUGUUAAGGUGGAGGACUUGGAGGACCAACCACCCGUAUUUACCCAGGUUCCCGCUGUAACUCGAAUUCCCGAAGAUUUGCCAGUAGGGGCGUCAAUUUUAUCCGUUAAGGCUCAAGACGGUGACCGCGGCAUUGAUAACCUGAUUAGUUAUAGCAUUCGUGCUGGUAAUCACCUAGGCUUGUUUUCUAUCGACGAGAGGACAGGAGUUGUAACGACUAGCGGGCGUCUAGAUCGAGAAGCUACGGAGUAUCGCAAUGGUGCCUUCAUUCUUCAGAUUGAAGCGACCGAGGUGGGUUCAGCGAUCGCUGACUCCGUGGCUCGAACGGAAGUUACUGUCGUACUUACAGACGUUAAUGAUGAAGCUCCGACCUUCCGAAGUCUGCUUUAUUACGCAGAAAUCAUUGAGAAUGCUCAAAUAAAUGCGCCUAUUACAUUUCUUGGAAACGCUACCCCUGAGGUGUUUGAUCAAGACCAGGGAACAAAUGGCACGUUUCGCCUGAUUCUCGAUGACCCGGAAGGAACUUUUGAGGUAUCCCCUGCAGAGGUUAUUAAUGAGGCGUCCUUUGUGAUUCGUGUUAGACGACCUCAGCUGAUCGAUUUUGAGCAGAAAAAGGUUGUUCGAUUCAACCUGAUAGCCAAAGAAGUCAACGAAAGACCUAAAAGCUCAACGGCGGAGGUUAUUGUUUACAUACGCGACGCCAAUGACAAUUUUCCUUUGUUUCUUGAAGAAUCGUAUAAUGCACGAGUUCGAGAAGACGCUCAAGUGGGAACUAUCAUAGCACGAGUGCAGGCUGAAGACAGCGAUUCGGAGCUCUUUGGCACCGUCGGCGUUCGGUACACGAGCAUUCGCGGCCCAAUGGCGGAUAAACUACGCUUAGAUCCGAUCACUGGUGAAAUUAGCAUUGCCACGAACGAGCAUGGUUUCGACCGUGAAACGGUCCCCCAGUUUCUCGUUACUGUUGAAGCCCGGGAUGAGCUCGGAAAAGGCAGCAGGAACACUGUUCAACUUGAAGUGUUUCUUGAGGACGUUAACGAUAACCCGCCUCUCUUUGAUCUACCUGUCUACGAGGCUCGCUUAAGAGAGAAUGAUCUCCACUUUAGCAACCCUCUUGUGGUGCAUGCAAGUGAUGCGGACCAGGCGAACACAUCGAAUUCGGCUAUACGAUAUGAACUUCUCGAUUAUGUCAACAACUUCACUAUCAAUGAAAAUACUGGUGAAAUAAAACCGCGAAUUCCUGUGGACUUCGAGGCGAUAUCGCAGCCUCGCGGGGAUAUCCGUGUUCUCACUCUUACUGUGAAAGCGAUCGAUGCCGGUCAACCCCCACUAGCAAGUAACAUAACGGUCAAAAUAUUUGUUCAGGAUGUCAAUGACAACGCGCCUAUGUUUCUUCAGAACUUUUAUUUACAAGCGAUACCCGAAAAUAUUCGUGAAGGGAGCAGCGUUGUAAGGGUAGAAGCCAUCGAUGCUGAUGACUCGCCCGCUUUCUCUAAAAUCGCAUAUAGGAUAGAAAGUGGAGCUCAGGAUAAGUUCGUUAUAGACGCAGUGAGCGGUGUUAUAUCAGUGGCUCCAGGCGCUUAUCUUGAUCCAGAUCGCACUUAUCCGAAAUCCAAAUUAUAUAUGCUUACUAUUAUAGCGUUAGAUGGGGGCUUGGGCGACCAGCAAAUGUGGGCAGCCUGCCGGGUUAAUAUAAGCAUUGUCGAUGUCAACAACAAACCGCCCACACUGCGUCCACCCGGAGUUGUUCACAUUGUGGAAGACAUGGAACUUGGAGAGCAAGUUGGCCAGCUUGUUGCCACAGAUCCGGAUGAUAACCCUGACCUAAGUUACUCUCUCUGCAAUGGAGAUGAUGCUCUCGGCAGUGAAGCCAAGAACGAGGAAAGCACUCUAGUGCCAUUUAAUGCAUCAGAUACAUUUCGGGUUGACCUGAAAACCGGAAAAAUCUACCUUAGGCAACGGCUGGAUCGCGAAAAGAUAGAGGCAAUAAAAAUAUGUGUGCAGGUCGCUGACGAGGCUGGCGUAUCUGGGGAUCAACUAAGCCAGGCCAUCCUAAACAUCAAAGUUGGAGAUGUCAAUGACAACGCUCCUGUGUUUCGCAAACCAUUUUAUAGAGAAGCUGUGACUGAGAAUUCGAAAAUUGGAUCUCCAGUUGUUACCGUUCGAGCAAUGGACAUUGAUAAAAAUCGUUCUAUUACCUAUAGUCUUGAAGGGCCCUCAGAUCUAUUAAAGCUCAUUAGCAUCGAUAGAAAAACUGGAGAGGUACUCGUCAGUGACAAAAUUGAUCGGGAAACUACGUCCUGGAUCAAUGUCACAUUGAAAGCAACCGAUUCUGGCGUGCCACCCUUAACAGGCAUGACAUCAUUGAGUAUUCAGGUGCUAGACGAAAAUGACAAUAACCCAGUGUUCAUCGAAGGCCUCACAGAAUUCCACGUGUCAGAGGACAGCCCGCUCGGUACAAUCGUUGCUCAACUGGAGGCGACGGAUGCUGACGCUGGAGAACAUGGACGCAUUACCUAUGCUCUUGACCCUUCGGGUACUCAUGGAAAAUUCAAGAUCGACAAAGACACCGGAAUAAUAUCCGUGGCAGCUUUAUUGGAUCGCGAAGAUAUUCCUCAGUUUACAUUGAUCGUUCAGGCGUGGGAUAAUUACGAAGCCGGAGUUGGAACCGACCAAAGUCGACGAUCGUUCAAACAAAUUACCAUCCAUUUGAGUGACGUAAACGAUGAACCUCCUGUAAUUGUGAGGCAAGAGCCCGGCGAAUGUGCCGAAGUGUCAGAAUUCCUAAAAUCUGGUGAGACCGUGUUGACAGUUAGCGCGUCGGACAAAGAUGAACCCGGAAGCCUCAAUUCAAGAAUUGUCUUUUCGAUGGACAUCGAUCAACCUGAAAAUGAAGUGUUCGACGUUGAAACUCUUGCUGAUAAUCAGGCUCGAAUCCUGACCAAGAAUUCGAUCCGCGGGAAGGUUGGGAACUAUUCUCUAACACUGAAGGCUCGAGAUCAGGGUUUCCCGACACUUAAUUCAAUAGAGAAAUUCAAUGUUUGCGUGCAGGACGUGAAUGAUCAUGCACCGGUUUUCAUUAAACCUCCACAAAAUUACACCAUACGAAUUCCUGAGAACGCCACAAUUGGCACAAUAGUGGUCGAGGUCUUGGCGGAUGAUGCAGACCAUGGUGCAAAUGCUCAAGUGCGUUACCGAUUAAAGAGUCUUCAGAAUAAUCAUUGGAGAUCAUUUGCAAUUGAUGAAAUCACCGGCGUAGUGACACUCCGCGCUCCAUUGGACCGAGAGACGCAGAAAGUAUACGAGCUGCGGGUUAAGGCUAGUGACCAGGGAUCACCUACGACGCUCACCAGCGACCUCGACCUCACGAUCUACGUCACGGAUGUAAACGACUAUGCGCCGGAAUUCACGCAAGACGUAUUCCAGCUUACUUUCACAGAAAACAUGUCUCCCGGACAGGAAAUGUACAAACUGCUGGCCACAGUCGAUCGUGACGAUGAUUUCGGCCAAAAUAAACCCAUCCCGUGCUAUUAUAUUGUCGGUGGGAAUGAGGAUAACCAUUUUUCUUUGGACAUCUUUACGCAUCAGCUCGUUGCCACAGAAGUGCUCGAUCGUGAAGAGCGUGCCCAAUACUCUCUAAUUGUACAGGCUUCGGAUGAUUGCUUUCACCAACCACGACACGUCACUGCAUUCGAUCCAAAAGAUAAUUCCCUUUUGCAGGUUGACAUUAAGGUGCUUGACGUGAAUGACAAUCCCCCGCGCUUCGUUAGCCGUGUCUUCACAGGUGGAGUUACUACAGAAGCCAACUUUGGGAUAACAUUUAUGAAAGUGCAGGCUAUCGACAUCGAUCACGGAGAAAACAGUCGUGUGUCAUAUUUCCUUGAAGGAGAGGUGCGUCGAACCCUCAGCGAAGGUCUUGACCCGAUCCAAGGUUCGCCGUUUGUGCUAGAUCGACACACUGGAGAAAUCGCUCUCAACUUUUACCCUCAGAGAGGCAUGAAAGGGUACUUCGACUUCAAGGUCAUUGCCAACGACUCUGAGGGAUUAUUUGAUACCGCCAACGUCUAUAUCUAUCUCCUACGCGAGGAUCAACGGGUGCGGUUUGUGCUUCGAUUGACGCCAGAUGAGUUCAAGGAAAAAGAGUCAGAAUUCCGUAUGGUCAUGGCCAAUAUCACAGGGGCCAUCGUCAACAUCGAUGAAGUUAAAGUGCACGAAAAUGAUGAUGGAACUGUUGAUCGAACAAAGAGCGAUAUAUAUCUACACUUUGUUAACCGCCAUGAUAACACGAUUAUGGAAGUAAUGACAGCGAUAAGCCUCAUUGAUCAAAACUCCUUCUUCCUCGACAAACUCUUCAAAGAUUUUAACGUAUUGCAUAGUGAGCCGGCAGAAGCCUCGAUUGUGCGCAUUGAAGAAGACGACCCGUUCAAGACAUGGCUGAUGGGCCUUGUUGUGUUCCUAACUGUGAUGCUGGUUCUUGUAAUUUCGCUUUGUGUGGCCCAAAAAAAGCGAUAUCAGCGCCAGCUAAAGGCAGCAACUGUGGCAGCUUUUGGUACGAGCAACAGUGGCUCAGCUCACAUACGCCACGACUUACCUAACACUAACCAGCAUUCUGUCGAGGGCAGCAAUCCCAUUUGGAUGCAUUCGUACGACAACGAAUGGUUCCACAAGGAUGAUGAAGAUCUUCAGCGUGCACCCCACAGCGAUUCGAACUCGCUUGACGAGAAUGCUGUUGCAGAUCAAGAUCAUGAUCAUACUGACCAAGCUUCAGGAUCAGGAAGCGACAGAUAUUCAACUUCGAACCUGGUUAACGACCGCUAUGUAAUCAGUCCCCAGAGCUGUACUCAGGCUCACACGUUACAGAAGACUCAGAUGCACAGUCACGGGAAGGCGUCAGCCCCCUCUGUUCCCAGACAAGGCCAUAACCAUCGCCACGAGGUGCAUCAAGGACAUCAAGGGCUGCAUCAGGGCCACCAUCGCAACAACUUCAACACGGUCCUCGAUGUCGGCGUUGAUUACAGUAAUAUCUUCAAUGCUAAAAUGGGUACACCUAAUCGACUAGGUCAGCUUGAAGUUUCCGAACUUUGACGCAAAUUAAGGCCGCGUCCGCAGAGUCGCGUAAUGCCGCUGACAGCGGAUGGUUCCUUGACAGCCAGUGAGGAUAGUGGCGGCGGCAAAAAGCCUAGGUCCAGUCAGCCGCAGAACCAGUGCCAAGCAUCGUCGUGAGCCGAGGCUGAGCGAAGUAUUUAACAGCGGGCAUUGCUGUCGGUCAGUGGUACCGGAUAGCCUAUAAAGCAGAAGUUUUAACGUCUAAAAAAAGACUUAGAAGGCGAUAACUUAAGCCAUGAUAAAUGAAGCACAAAAAGCCUCGUAGCCAUUGUUUAUACUAACUAUGAAGAGCAAGCUCACCCAAUUAGGUGAUCGAAGACUAGUUUCCUGUAUCAAGCCCGAACGUUAAAUGGACCCUCACCUCUGGCUGCCAUUUGUCUUUGCAACUUUCCCAUAUGAGGACGGCAAAGAUAUUUAUUUAAUUGCAGUAGAUAGAAGCAUAUUCAUAGAUAUAAGAGGUACGCUACACGUAUCUUCGUUUUUCUAAAUAACCGCAUAGCAAGUCACCUACAUACGUGCAUAGAAGAAGAACAGACAAUUGCCAUGAUGUAUAUAGGUAGCGCGCAUUUGCGGCUCGACUUCUGUGCUACUUCAUGUCCUCUAAAUAAAUUGAGACGUAGAUUAAUUCACAGCUGGAUCCAAAGCUUCGGCAAAAUGUAGCCAAUCUUUACUGAAAGGUAGCAGUAGUGUUAAUAAAGAUGGUACUACAACGAAGAAGUUUGUAAAACUGUAAUAAUUCUUGUUAUCACGAAAUUCUUUUGUUUGA